ACAAGAGAGGCAGAAGGUGAAUGUAGCACUAUUCUAUUCUGCCGCAGCCUACCGGGCGGGGGAGGGGGGUUUACUGCCGUGGAGCCCGAAGCUUGACGCGGGACGUUUCUGGUCUCGAGCACCGCGGAUUUACUCCACCUGGCACGCGCACGACGAUGGAAAUGAAUAUGGAAUGAUAACGACCAACAGCGCAAGAUGGGCAGGCGUUGAGAUCAGCUUUAACUUCCUCCGGUGGCGGCUCAGCUUCGAAAUGGUUUCCAGUGCCAGAGGAUGCCAGCAGCCCCAGAGCAUCACCGAGCCACCACCAUGCUUAACUUUGGGCAUUCGUCUUCCUCCAGACAUACUGCUGAUCCAUCGUGCUGAAAAGGAUGAGUUCCAUCCGUUCAUUGAGGCUCUGCUGCCUCAGGUCCGUGCCUUCGCCUACACAUGGUUCAACCUCCAGGCCAGGAAAAGGAAGUACUUCAAAAAACAUGAGAAAAGGAUGACUAAAGAAGAAGAGCGAGCUGUCAAAGACGAACUUCUUGGGGAAAAGGCAGAGGUGAAACAGAAGUGGGCCAGCCGUCUUUUGGCCAAGCUAAGAAAGGACAUUAGACCUGAAUGCAGAGAAGAUUUUGUCCUGUCAAUCACUGGGAAGAAAGCUGCAUGCUGUGUCCUGUCAAACCCUGACCAGAAAGGCAAAAUGAGACGCAUAGACUGUCUCCGACAAGCUGACAAGGUGUGGAGGUUGGACCUGGUGAUGGUCAUCCUAUUUAAAGGAAUCCCAUUGGAAAGCACAGAUGGAGAGCGGCUGGUGAAGGGAGGCCAAUGCUCCAAUCCAGUCCUCUGUGUCCAGCCUCGACACAUCUCUGUCUCUGUCAAAGAGCUCGACCUCUACCUCGCUUACUUUGUACAAGAGAGAGAGGCAGAGCAGAGCAGCAGUCCCAGUCGUACGGGAGUGGGCUCAGAUCAGGAGGACAGUCGAACCGCCACAAUGGAUGGUCCAGAGUUCCAGGAGAGUUUUGUGACAUCGGGAGUUUUCAGUGUCACUGAGCUGGUCCAGGUCUCAAGGACUCCAGUAGUUACUGGAGUAGGACCUAGUUUCUCUAUGGGGGAACUCCAGGGUCAUCUGGCCUACGACCUCAACCAGUCUGUCAACCAGCCAGUCAGCCUCAGACGAUCACUGGCCAGCACCUCAUCCAGCGGGAGUAAGCGUCAUAAGUCUGGCUCAAUGGAGGAAGAGGCUGACAGUCCAGGAGGGGAGUAUUACCACUCACCUUCCUCUCCUGCCAGCAGCUCCAGGAACUGGACUGAUGACAUGGAAGGAGGUCUAUCUCCUCCAGUGAAGAAGGCAGAGCUAGACAGUCCCUCUCCCCAGGAAGACUCACCAAGAUUGGGCUCCUUCACUCAGCACCACCGGCCAGUCAUAGCUGUUCACAGUGGUCUGUCUCGGAGUCCCCACCCUUCAUCAUCUCUUCAUUUCCCGUCGUCCUCCUACUUCCCACAUGGAGCAAUCCGCUAUCCUCCUCACCUGGCCCAGGACCCCCUAAAAGAUCUGGUCUCAUUGGCCUGCGACCCGGCCAAUCAAACUCCCAGCUCGCUGAAUGGCAGCAACCAGGUUAAAGUGCCCAGUCACUAUAUCUCCUCUCAGAUGUUGGCACCCCCCGGACCAGCACCCUCCCUGGCUCCUCCCCCAUCCUCCCUCCCAAGACUGACACUGUCUGCAGAGUCAAAGGCCACUACCACCUCCUCUGAUGGGGGAGCAAACUCCCCCACAUCACCCACAUACUCGGCCCCUGGGACCCCACCUGCCAAUCGCACCUCCUUCGUUGGAGUCACGCCUCGAGACCCAGGUGGACUCUACCAAGCCCAGUCUUGGUACCUGGGCAACUGAGUGAACUCUGGAGGAAAGAUGAUUGUCAUGGCAGUACUGCCCUGGAAGGAAGGAAACAAUGUUAUCAAGACAUUGCCAGAGGAAAAAUAUAUUCAGCUUUGUAGAAGCAUAACAUGUGGUCAUACACACAUAUAAAUAUACAGUGGAAUAUAUUUAUAUAUGUUUAUGCACCCAGAAGAGACCUGGAUGGAAGAAUGACGCUGCUCUUACUCAGCCAUUUUGCAGCCACAGAAUGAACUAUGCUAUAUUGACACUAAAUGGUUCUCACAAAUGACGGGAGUUGUGAUUUUUAAGUAAGGGAGUGAUGAAGAUGUCUGGUUGGUCCAGAUGAACUGCAGACCAGAACCAGGCCUCAACACACCAGAUUCUAAGAAGCCUGUAACCUGACUGUGUCCACAGGAUGAGGCCUUUUCCCCUGAGAUGGAUGUCAGUCUUUACCCCUGUACCCUGGGUUUCUACACUAAAUCUAGUAUAUAGACAUAGACCUCAUCCCCCUCAACACCCAGAAUGCCCCUCUCCGCUUCAGGUGCUGCUUACAAUAUAUGCAAAUAAGCCUCCCUUAUUUUCUGAACCAACUAGAAAGAGAGAUCCUGUUGUUAAUAUGUAAUGUUUCUUUGCACUUUUUAAUGUUAUUGAUACGUCUGAAGAAAAGUAAGAGUUGAAACAGCGCAGUUUUUUCUCUCUCUUCCCACCAAAAGACAGAGGCUUUGUCUUUUUUAUUGACAAUCAUCCGCCAUUAAGUUGCUCUGCUAAGGCUCAUGUUUUUAAGACUGUUUGAUUGUGCUUUUUUAUCAGAAAACAAUGCGCAAUAUGGAAAAUAAAAGGUGUAUUCAUGCCUCCUCCAACACAACACACAAUGCUAGAAUUGUGACACCAGUAUAGGCCCAGUAGUACUGGUAUCAGGGGGAGCCCUCAUUAGCAAAGGACAUCUUUUUACAUGAAUGUCCUGCAGCUUCCUUCCCUUCAGAUGCUGAUCAAUUUGUCAUGACAGUACUUAUCCAAACGGCCAAAGGCACAAUGUUUGAAGGAGACAUGCACCUUCCACAACAAAAGUCUCAGUAGAACUGGCUGCUGAGCUUAAUGUGGGAAACUGUGGCAGUGUGUGUGUGUGUGUGUGCGUGUGUGUAUGGUUCCUGCAUUUCCAAACUCAUCCCUGCACUGUUUUGAGGAGAUAUGUAGAUUUUGUUUGUGUCUCAGAGAACAUAACGACGAGGCUUGUACUUGUAUGUAGGUAGAUUAGAAAGAGACAUAGUAGGCCUUGCACUAUUCCUAAGUUAAAUUGCUUUUUGAGAAAGGUGUGAUGCUGUGGCCAGGCUGGUAGGGUAUAGUGUAUAGUCAGUGUUUAUGACAGCAGGUGUUGUGCACACUGACUUGACCUGAGCACAAAAUCCAGGUUUCUUGUCUAGCCCAAGAAUGAGUGGAGGUCUAGAAAGUGUCCUUGGUUCUGCACUGUAUAGCUCAACCCCAAUCCAACUUGAAGACUGGUACAGUAGCAGUAGGGUGUGGGCAGGGGCGCGCUGGAGGCAUAUAAAUGAAAGGACAGGCUAGCCACAGUGCCAUGGUUGGUUUGAAGGCAUACCUAGAUGGUUUACCACUUGCAACAUGAGGUUGCUUUUUUGUGUCCAACCUUGACAAAAUAUUUGCAUUAUGCCAGUGUUUUAGUGAAACAAUAUUCUCUUGUGGCUGGCUUUUCACAGUUUUGUUUAGUCAAUAAUCUUUUAAAAGGAAUUUACUAGCUUAAAACUGUACAUGCUGCAUUUUGACUUAUAUUACAAUCUUCUUAAACAUUUGAUAAGGUUAGCAUUUAAUAGAAUCGAAACAUUAAUCUUUUUCUGCUGUAAUGGCGACACCUCAAAACCACAUGUCCAUAGACGUAACAAAGAACAAGAUGUCAGAUCAAGGGAUAGCAACAACUAUGUGUAGUCAAAGAUCUGAAUGCAGAAGCAGAAUAAAAUCCAGAAUCAAAUUAUAAUACAUAUCACCAUAAAUAUUUCUAUGUUAAAUUCAAUGCAAAUCCAAUCCAAAACCAAUAUUCUAUUAGUAGAAUAUGUGCACCCUGACCUUUUUAUAUUUCCUACAGCAUUUUUUGGUGAUGAAAACACUGAAAAUAAAUUGGAAAUAAAUUUUUAUUGAAAAAUACUUUCUAAUAUGUGCCAUAUUUAAAUCUCCAAGGCUUUGCAACUGUAAAGCAGUCAAGUGAAAUGUGUUGCCUGGGGAUGUGGAUUGGUGUUUCUGUGUUGAGGUGCGAUCAGAUUGAAUAGCAAGCAAAUUUCCGUCUUGUGUUACUGCUAGUGUGUAUUUGCAGUCUGUAGAUGUUACAUCAAAACAUUAAUAUUUUCCUGUACGAUAUUUUCCAAGAACAAAACCAAAGUAUAUUACAAUAUUUCUGGCCACUGCCAUAAAUCUGAGCAGUGAAUAUUCAGUAAAGAAGAAGAGUCAAGUAGAGUGUACUGGAUUCUUAUAUUUGGAAGACAUUUUAGAAAGCAGACAUCCGUGGGAUAUAGAAAAAAGGUAAAGUUUAGAUUUCCCUUAAAGUUCACAGAGUACCACAGUGCGUGGUGAGGUUACAAAUGGGGCUAUCCAAACAGCCAGCGUACCAACUGUACACCGCCUUACUAGCUUGCAACGCAUACAUCGACCAUGUGUGUAGAGUGGCUGUUUAAGUAUGACAACUCGGAUAAAAACAUAGUUCAGUCUGAUAUUUUCUUCCAGUUUUUGUCCGUUUUCCUCUUGUCUCUUUGUGUUUAUACAUUUUAGUGUCAUACCGUGUUGAAAUAAGUGUGAUAAGGUGAAAUAUUUUCUACUCUCACAGAAGCAUUUCCACUUUUCCCCACAAUUCACUUUGCAUUCAGUCUGAAUACAGGUGUCCGUAUCUUUUCCUUUCCCAGGGUUUGGGGUUAAAGUUGACAGCAGCCAGUGCCUAUUAGGGGUUCAGAUUUUGUACUGAAGGUGCUGAUUUGAGUUAGGUUUUGGUUGGGCUAGGUUUAAGGUUUGGUUAAAGUUAGCUUAAAGCUGAUGUAUACUGCAUGGUGCUGUUCUGGUCGCUGUGCUGACCUAAUGAAUGCAUGGCUCAAACUGAUGAUACCUCUUCCUCUCUAUCCUGCUCUUCCUCUUCCUCGCCUUCCCCUGUCUGUACUCUGUACUACAUCAGAAAGCAGUGGAUGGAAGGGCUGUCUGUUUCUUUAAAUUUAAUAAUAGCCCUGUUGUUAAACUUCUAUUUUGCACGAUAUUUCAUAAAACACAUUAUGUGCCUUGCCUUUAGUUAAAGAAUAAUCCAUUAUGUGAACGUGAUCAUACUUUUCAUGGUACAGCUUGAAGCACUUAAAAAAAGCUGCAUGUUUGAUUGCUUGGCAUUUAGCAGUGUAGCAGGUACACAGUUUUAGGUUAAACAAUGGCAGUGUAUUAACUGCCAGCUGAGAUACUAGCUCAAUGAAAGCGUUCAUUAGCUUCAGCAGAGGUAAAUUCUCUACUACUUUUCAACUAAAGGCACAGCAAAUUUUUACAGUGUGAAAGGAGCAGUAUGAUAUUUUGGAAAAUAUACUUGUUUGUGAUCAUACAUAGGGGUUAUGAAAACUGAUCUGGUUCAGUGGCUCUGCUGUUAAUAGUGUUGGCUUAUAGGUGUGUGUGGACUUAAGUAAAUUGACAUUGGGUCAUUCUGGGUCAAAUCAUUUUAGAUUGUGUUCAAACUUUACGUAUAUGUUGUUUAAGACCAAAAGUAAGUCCCGUAAAAAAAAGUCAUAGGCCAUUUUUAGGGUUCAGUAUCUUCAGGAAAAAAAGUGCACAAUGGGUGGUUUUGCAGACCCAGGCAGUUUCCUAAAGUACAGUGCAUCCAGAAAUUGUUCACAGCGCUUCACUUUUUCCACAUUUUGUCACGUUACAGCCUUAUUCCAAAAUGGAUGAAAUUCAAUAUUUUCCUCAAAAUUCUACAAACAAUACCCCAUAAUGACAACUUCAAAGAAGUUUGUUUGAAAUGUUUGCAAAUUUAUUAAAAAUAGAAAACAAAAAGGCACAAUCAGCACUGCUCAAUACUUUGUUCAAGCACCUAUGACACCAAUUAUAGCCUCAAGUCUUUUUGAGUAUGAUGCUACAAGCUUGGCAUACCUAGUUUGGGGCAGUUUCUCCCGUUCUUUUAAGACGAAGGCCACGGUGUUCAGUGGGACCUUCAAUGCUGCAGAAAUGUUCUGUACCCUUCCCCAGAUCUGUGCCGCGAUACAAUCCUGUCUUGGAGGUCUACAGACAAUUCCUUGGACGUCAUGGCUUGGUUUGUGCUCUGACAUGUACUGUUAACUGUGGGACCUUCUAUAGACAGGGGUGUGCCUUUCCAAGUCAUGUCCAAUCAACUGAAUUUAACCACAGGUGGACUCCAAUCAAGUUGUAGAAACAUCUCAAGGAUGAACAGUGGAAACAGGAUGCUGUGUAUUAUGUAAUUUAUUUUUUAAUACAUUUGCAAAGAUUUCAAACAAACUUCUUUCAUGUUGUCAUUAUGGGGUAUUAUUAGUAGAAUAUUUAGGAAAAUAAUGGAUUUCUUUCAUUUUGGAAUAACGCUGUAACAUAAGAAAAUGUGGCAACAGUGAAGCGCUGUGAACACUGGAUGCAUUGUAUAAACAUAUGGCUAUUUCAUACUUCAGGCUGAUAAUACAGUAUUUGAUUGUUUUUUUUUUGAAAAUUUCAGGGGCUUUAGCAUAAACAGAAACUGAUUUAUGGCAAGCCAAGUUUGUGUGUGAAAUUAAAAGUUCCUUCUAUGUUGUCUUCAUGGUUAAAUGUAACAAGAUUUUUCAUGGUUUGAUCAAAAUUUAAGAUGUAAACAUAAAACUAUCUGAUUUGACACAGAAUGAACCCACUGACUGUGUGUGACACAGCACUCACACAGUGUUGAAAAUUUGACGUGUGUUAAACGUUAUUUUAGGGUAUUCUUAAAGUAUGGCUACCUUGGAUCUGAAAAUGGGACUUUGCUUUGUCUACAUCCUGUUUUGAGAUUAAUUAUUAAAUACAUGCAAUCACAUUUGAUAGUAUUUAUUGCAGGGAAGGUCUUAUACUAUAUUAAAAUUUGAAUAAUUUGUCAGGCAUUUAGCCAAUGUGGCCAAGCCACUCAAUCCCAUCUAAUGGAAACAUGUUAAACAUGCUUUGGUUUGGGCUCCAAGGCUCUGCAGUUCUAUGAUUGGCCAAUAGUACUCCGUCCAUUUGCCUGUAUAAUGACACUGACCACAUGACUAAUCAUGUGACAAGAUACAACAAAAGGCUGUAGAUGAGUUUGAGUUUUAUAUGAAUGCAUGCACUUAACACUAUUCUUACUCAACUUUUUAGUUAUUUCUUGAGUUGUUAUAGUUAUAUUGCUUGUAGAAUUGUAGUUUUAAACACAGGAGUGUGUAUGAAAAUAUGUACAACAUGGAUUCAGUUAUUAAAGGGAUGCAUAGAAUGUGUAAGUCUCGUGCGUUUUAGUUUGGCCCUCUUAAGAUGGUGCCACAGAGUAAGGGACCCAUGAAAUGCAAAAAAUUGUGGGUUGGCUGGUAGUAUAGUUUAGCCAUGUGAGGGAUGAUGAAUGGUGAUGGGUGAAAAUGGCAGUGAAGUCAAGUUAAGUUAGUGUGAACUGGAAUGCACCCUAAGAGUGCAUACCUCCGCUAAGGCUGCACACUGCACACUGAUAUCACACUGAUCAGCAGUUGCCAGCAACAGUUUUAGAAUACCCAAAUCUUGUCCUGAAAUAUGUGGGCUUUGUAUGGGAUGAAUUAUGCAAAAUUACACACUUUUAAUAUGACCAGUUAAAUGGUAAGAAAAGUUUUACCAAACAUUUAAAAUAGCAGAAGAAUAUUUGUUUAGUCAGAAAUGGACAUAGACUAAACUAAUAGAUUUGUCUUAACACAACAUUCACAGUUCAGGAAGGUUGGAGCAGAAGUGUUCACCAUUCCAGUUUUAUAUAUGAUCCAAAAUGGACAGUCAGACCCGUCCGAUACCCAAACAUUUGAUCCAAAUUGUGGUGGACCCAGAGGGAGAACAGUAACACUGGCAGAAUGAUGAUGAUGAUGCUCCAACAAAUAAAAAAAGUAAUACAUGGUAUGUUUCUGCACUUUACAGUUUGUACUCUGCUUAAAAAACAUUUUCUCCUGCAAUAACAAUGAUACAGCAUCUGAUCAGAGUUGAUGGAGAAUCUGCUUGGAUCCCUCAGGUAUUAGACAUUUUGACACACAGACCUGAGACCUGCAGCAGUACAGCAGGACACUACCAGACCUGGCUAAUUCAGGUCCCGGGUCUUGAAUAUUAUUGAAUAUUAGAAUAUUAGGAAUUUAAGUUAAGUGUUUUAUAAAUGGCCACAAGAUGGCACUAUUGCUACUGAAACAUCUGAUGGAAAUCUGUUCAAUUGGUCGGAGAUAAUUCAAAAUUUGUCUACUGAAGAGUAACAGCAGCUUGGGGUGAAGUUGAUUUUAGUACUGUGAUUGUUCAACUUGAAAGCGAUUGGCUAAUUUCACAGAUACCAGACCAAGUUGUAAUUACAAUUUCAUGUUUGUACUCCCUUUUUCAAUCAAUCAUAAUAAUGUCAAACAGUAUGACCACGGUGAUCUAAGACCGCAUAGUAUUAACCCAUGAUAGGACUGACUGUGGUUCACUCAGUUGUGAUGUGUGUGACGUGUGUGUACUGGUUGCCUAUUAGCAAGUGCACUACAGGGAUUAAAGGGAGAACAUCUGGGCCCACAGACAGAAAAAUAAAGCUGGACAGAACUAAAGUCUCUUUAGUUUGUGGACACAAUAAAACCAAAACCAGUUUAAUAUAACACUGCACAAGUCAAUACUAAACCAAAAACUUCUGUCAAAACGUUCUAUACAUUUAAAUCACCUCUCUUCUACAGCUAAAAUAAAUGAAUGCUGUAAGAUGUACAAAGGUUGUAUAUAUUGUAGGGCUGAUGUAUUGUAUUACAGAAAACUGUAGUGGCUUUGUGAUUAUUGUGUCUUCUCCAGCUGAUGACCAAAAUCACUGUGCACAUCGUACUUUGGGAAUCUUAAUACGGCUUCAUAUUGUCUACCAGAAAGCUGUGCUUCAAGCCAAGAUAAAAACUGAUUUGAAUUCUAAACCUUAACUUGUAGACAUUAUGUGUGCACUAUAUAAAGGCAGAUAGCUUAAAGGCAGUGCAUUUUCAGAGUUUGUCAUUAUUUGGAUGUAUGGCUCCUGGCUGUCAGAAGAGAUUUGAUUCUGUGUUGAAGCAGGUUAUGAAGUGAUACCUCUUCAUUUCUAUUCCUUUCUACUUUUCUCUAUCACUGUCAGUUUGACAACAGAAACUACAAAAGAAAGCCAAAUAGCUUCCCUACCGAACACCGCCAACUGAGUGGAAGACUAAUCCACUGUUUUCUAAAGGUGUGCCAGCUACAUGCAAUAAGACAUAAAUUAUGCCCAGGCCUCUAUGUCAAACCUCUCAAACAAGGUAAAAUACCAUGCUGCUCUCAGUAACUAUUCAUAUCACAGUUGCCAAUCAAAGUGGACACUUCUGAUUCUUGUGAGAAGGGACGUUGUGUAGAAAAGUCCAGUUUUUUAACAAUCAAUCUGGAAAUUACCCACCUUCAGGUCAAAAUUUUUAAUGAGGUGAGGAUAAUGUGUUUGUCAUGAAAUUGAACUUGGAGAGAAAACAAUUGUUGGGUCUCUGUAAAUAAUAUUACAAAGAGUACGUCUAGACCUGCUCUAAAAAAAGUGCAGUGAAAUCUCUUUUGUUAUGAAUUGGCGCUAUAUAAAUAAAAUUUAAUUGAUAACAAUAUACAUCAGAUCAGCUGUCACGCAAACAUUGUCCUCUCCUCAAGAAAAAAGUGCUUGCAAACUCAUUACUUUCUCUGCUCUAUUUAAAUAAACCAGCAGGUCAACAGCAUGACAACUGAAAAAAAAAACACCAACCAAAACAAGCAGUGCCUAUGAUUUUACUGCUAGUUUAAUUUAAGUUCUUUUGUAUGCUGUGGUUUGCAAUAUGUGUCCAAGGCCAUGUGAGACCCUUUAGCCUAGGGGUGAUGCUCAGUGUUGAUAACAUUACCAUCCCUGUAUAGGCAGGAUGGGCUGUCCAGGUCCUGAGGUGACAAGCCAUAAAACAACCCAAAGAGUUGAAGAAAACCUAGAGGAAACACUGAGAGACUCAUGGUUCUUCAUUUUAGGUUGGAUUAUGUUCAGGGACUGCAGCUGUGUCCUGUUUUCACCUCCUUACAGAGUAGCACUGGAAAAAGGCUGUCCAUUCUAAAUCAGGCAAAAAGUAUGGCAAAGCAUUUACAGCAAGGCAGUGAACAUUUGAAGACUUACCAAAGAGAGAAUAGGGAACCCAUUAGCAACUUAAUGCUAAUAGAUGAUUAGCUACCAAGUAUUUCCUGAAAAGUGUUGAAACAAUAGCAGUAGUGAUCCAGUGUGUUAAUGAUAAUUUCCACGUCACAGUUGGAAAAGCACAGGUGUAGGUAAUAAAAUGAAUGAUGGCUGAAAUCCAUUUGGCUGCUUAAGUUUCAGGGUCCUGCAUUUUGCAUGCUGGCUCACUGUCCUUGCACACGCUCUCAUGGUUUACUGGGCCAUUGUUAAUUAUGUUAAUAACACCUGUGAUUUUCCUACUAUAAAAAGUCAAAAUAUUUACUGUGAAAAAGGUAUGUUGCUGAUUAACUGCAAAUCAUUUACUAAAUGAGACAUAACAUAUAACUGAUCAUUGCACUAUUACACACAUUAAUUACUGUAGUCAUUGAUUAAUAUAGUAUAAUAUAUUGCUGCAUUAUACUUAGUUGUUACUUCAAAUGCAUCCUUACUUGAUUGCUAAUCCACCAUUAAUUACCACUAUUUUUGUAUGUUUUUUUUAAUGGAGAAGGCGCCAUUAGAUCAUGACUUAAACAACCCAGUCCCUCCUUUAAUUAAUGUUGUUAUGUUAAAUUGCUUUCAGUCCACAGCAUUAGAUAAGAGAGAUGUUAGCUGUGAAUGCUGUUUUGAAGGAAAUGGCCUGUGCUUACGGUACUAUGGGUCCGUUGCAUUAUGUUCAGUGCACAUUUACAUUAACACGUAAUUCAACAUAUCAUAUUAACAAGGACACAAUAAUGUAUGCAAAGUGACAACUGAGUAUAAUGUGCUACAUAACCUGAGACACAUAGAGACUAAUAUUUACAUAAUAAAGAUACAGUAUUUAGUCAAUGAUUAUGUGCUGUUUAGCCUUUGAUCCAGCAUUGCUUCAGCAUGAGAUAUUCAGGAACUUAAUAACUGGAACUAAACAGGAACUGAAUAAAUCAUUGCAUACUGGUUCAUUUACAGAUCUGGUAUAAAUUUAUUCUACUUUACAAUUCUUGAUUUACUGGGGUGCUAUUAGUUAAACCUGCAGUGCGGGACCUUUGUCUCCCCCUUCUGGCAGUGAUAGGCUUAAUCAGCAUUGUGUGAACUGGUUUGACAAGGGCUUGAAGGUAAAGGUCCUGCACUUCUAAGUAUGCAUUAAUUAGUACUUCCUAAUUUCUUCCAUAAUAUUUGGAAACCACUUACAGUUUUGCAGUUGUCAGAAUCCCCAACGUUAAUAAAGUAACCACUGGUUCAACUUGACAGUUAAAAAAACAGAGUUGCUGAAGCUGCUAAUCUGACAGGAUUCUAGUUUCGCCCCCUGAAAAAUGAACUGUAGAGACAGCCACUUUCUAUAAAAGUGCAUUGUCAAAGAUCUGAAAUUUGUUGACUACGAUGUCGUUUUGGUGUUCCCUCUAGAUUUUUCUUUACUCUGUGGUGCAAACCAAUUGCUGUUCUGAUCACUGUUAGCACUGUUAGUAGAGAAUAAAUUAAGAUGCAUCAUAUCAGAACUGCUUUAUGAUUGUGGUCGGCAGGUUAUGGUUAGUAUUGUAGGCAGUAAUAACUAAGUGAACAGUAGUUCUGCUGCUAGUGAUUCCUGUUAAGCUUACUGCUGUGUGAGGAACAAAGGGACUGUUGGAUAUCUUAUCUUUUCAUAGAGGGCUCUUUUCUAUAAACUGUACAUGUUAUUCAACACUCUACCCUACUGCUGCUGUUGCCUGAAAACCAUUUACUUAAACUUAAAUGUGUUUCUUUUAUCUGUUUCAUACUUGCACACAAUGCAAAUGUUUUUUUUAAAUGGCCAUUCGAAACAGUUUCUGUAAUUCUGAAUUCUGUUUCUGAAAAUCUGAUUUUAUAGAGCUACAAGUUUUUCUGACAGUGAUGCCAUAUUGAUUCCUUUCUGUAUCUGCGGGUACAUUGCUUCUGCACACAGUUUACUCCAUGUGCUGAAGAAAGUUUGUAAUGAAUGAAAGUUGUUUCUCAGAGAAAAUUUUAAUGCAGUCUCAUAUUUUAAGGAUUUUUUCUCAGAACUUUUCAAAUAUUAAUAGUAAAUGACUGCUUUGCUUGCUUUAAGAUAUAUAUCCCUUACAUCAGAGAGAGCAUAGGCAUGUUCAGCUUUCAUCAGUUAUUGCAUGACUACAAUCUGCGCAGACCACAUUAACUGUACUUCAGGCCAUUGUAUUGUUCAUUUAGCUACAGAAUAACCACCCAAAAUCUUUGAAAAUUGAUGAGACAUGAUAAGGUCCCCCUCUGACCUGAGUCUAUUUUGUGACCUCAGAGUGCAUUAACAUACCGGAAACACAUUUGAGAAAACCAUCAUCAGUACUAUUGCUAUGGUUACCAAUAGACCAAUUAACUAUACCAGAGUUUUGUUGUCUGAUUUGACUAAUUAACUUGUCUUAAUAUAUGAUUUUAAUUGACACCUGACAGCCAAUCAGAAACCAGCAAUAAUGCCAAAUCUAUGUUCCAGCCUGAGAGCGCUGGUGGGCUAACCCUGGCCUGAGAUGGUCACUGUGGAAAAGGCUGCUGCUCUGGACUGGAUACAGUUUGUAGCAGCUUUAACAAGAGCAUACUUUUUCCUUUAGAUGUUGUUCAGCUCAAGCAAAUGUCAAUAAUCAACCUUUAUUUCAUGAUGUAAACUGUUCCUCUAACACUGCAUUUAAACAGGGACAGGAACACUGCAGCAUAUAUAUGUUUUCUUAUAGCCAUCUAAAUCGAAGUCAUGGACUGACAGUUGUCUGUUCAAGGUUGGACUUUCUGUUGCUGUUUGAAUGUAUCGUAGUUUGAUUGACAGCUGUCUGAACCAGUGUUUCUGACCUAGUGUUAUUCAUCUGCUGUGGGGGAUAUUAACAUCUUUGAUUAUAUGUCAUUAUAACCAUAUAUAGCCAUUGCUAUCAGUAAAUGCUGAUGGAUUCAUUACUGGAAAUGAGUAUGUUUCCCUAUGCAAAAAUAUACCAUUAAUAAACAAGCUAUACCACAACUCA
Micropterus dolomieu (smallmouth bass) is the source of this 13114-nucleotide messenger RNA. RefSeq names its product nuclear factor I/C (gene nfic). The transcript has 14 exons. Bases 173 to 1870 code for a protein of 565 amino acids. Gene Ontology annotation, biological process: regulation of transcription by RNA polymerase II. The record is from RefSeq and is a predicted model, not a curated record. Gene Ontology annotation, cellular component: nucleus. Lineage: Eukaryota; Metazoa; Chordata; Actinopteri; Centrarchiformes; Centrarchidae. Gene Ontology annotation, molecular function: RNA polymerase II cis-regulatory region sequence-specific DNA binding; DNA-binding transcription factor activity, RNA polymerase II-specific.